UUCUUCGAGCUGGAGUCAGCUCCAGGGGUGUGAAAUGUGUGUAGAGGUGUUCUUUCUGAGCUGCUUUCCUGAAUGGCAGGUCACCACGUUUUGCUGUGGACUGCACAAAUCAAAGAGCAGUGCUAGCCGUGUGAGUACACACAGCAUUUAGUCCUCCUCUGGGUCUGAACAAGGAGGGACAAUGGAGCCAUUUGUGCCGUCUAUUGUCCCCUGAGUGUAGGCAGAAAUGGCUAGCAGUGGUCGACCUGAGAGAGACGGCAAAGGUGAAGACGGACAGGAAGCUCGGUCGGACCAGCAAGUACGAGGUCAAGACGGUGCUGUGGAACCCUCACCAUGUGAACAGACAGCUGCUUGUGUCUGCCAGCCAGCAGAAGCUGGAGCUCUGGAAUGUGGUUGCAGAGAGGAACACACUAGUUCACAGUUUCAAGGCCCACUCCAGACCCGUAAGCGAUGUUGGUUGGUCAUUCACAGACCCCAACCUCCUUGCCUCCUGUGCAAUGGACUCUUUCAUCAAUGUGUGGGACAUAAGAGAGACUAGACGUGCAAAGACGUACUUCAAAGCUGUUGUAGCUGGUGCAUCUCUUGUGCAGUGGAACAGAUUGAACGGAAACAUCAUAGCUUCAGCCCACGACUCGGAAAUCAGACUCUGGGACAUGAGGAAACCGUCCACGGCGUGGGGCUACAUCACGGCCCACAUGACGCGUAUCCACGAUAUUGACUGGAGCUACAGAGACCAGAGCCAGCUGACCACCUGCUCCCACGACUCCUCCGUCAAGUUCUGGGACACCGCCUCCACCAGGAGACCUCUCUCCGUCAUCAAGACUGGCUCCCAGCCCGUCUGGAGGGCCAGGAACUAUCCUGCAGGAGAAGGUGUGGCCAUGUUGCUGGUGCCUGCGCUGCACAGUCUGGACAACGGUGUCUUUCUGUGGAGUCGUUCCAACACCUCCAGUCCCGCCACCAUCCUCCACGGCCACAAGGCAGCCGUCGUUGGGGCUCAGUGGAGGAAAGUUGACUCAGGCUACCAGCUGCUGACUCUGUCUCGGGACCACACCCUCAGGGUGUGGCCAAUCAGCGACCAGCUCAGCAGCACCCUUGGUGCUGUUCCCAUGGAGACAGAGGGACAGGAAACGGAACCACACUCGGCGGUGGAACCGUCUCUCCCUUCUCACAUGGAGCUACUGGGGACUACUACCACUGACGUACAGAAGAAGUCGAUGCCCAUCUCCCUCUCCCCGUCCAAGAGCCCCGGCCCCGCCUCCCUGACAGCCUCCCACCCUCCCUCCUCCAUUGUCACCUCCACUUCCCCCACCUCAUUUCAUGACAAGUCGGGCAGUCCCGGCACGGGGUUCCAGCCAACCAAGGCCGCCCAGAAGCUGGAACACGAGUUCUCUCUACUCAACAAGUCCAUUCCAAACGUCACCAUCGAGAGUAUGGAUGCCACUCAGAGGAGCUGCACGGUGCUGGUGGAGCAGGGAGAGCACACUGUGAGAAUCAGAGUCUCCUUCCCCUCCCACUAUCCCAACGGAGCAGCGCCCUCCUUCCUCAUUGACAGGAGCACCUCCAUUGACAUCUCUAGUCAGCAGGACCUCAAUCGAAGUCUGAGUGACAUUGCCCACAGUCACGUGAAACUCAACCGACCGUGCCUCGAGCCCUGUCUCCGCAGACUCAGCAAGUACAUCGAAGGCCUAGGGAGCCAUCCGCCGCAGCCACCCCCCUCGCUACAGCCCAUCCCUCGCAAGCCUGAUCUGGACCUCAACUACUUUGGCCAGCUGGACGACGUCCGGAUUCCGUUCCCCCGUACCACGGGGGCCCGGUUCUGUUCCAAUGGUAUUCUGGUGAGCUUCACCGGACAGGCCAAACCAUUUGAAAGCAGGCAGACUCCUCGUGCACUGGACAUGGCAGACUACAGGCCUCGGCUGUGGUCCGGUAAAGGUCGCCGCUCCGGUCCCUACCUCUCAUCCUCGGUGCCCAAGGGCAGCUCGGGCAGUAACCUGAUGCAGCUGGCUCUGAGUGACCAGUCCUCCGCCUCCCCCGUUGUCUCGAUGGCCGACGUCUCCCAGCUCCUCCCCAUCAGCCAAGACCUCGCACAGAUGUACUGCCUGUCGGGAGCUGGUACAAUAGCAGACCUGUGCUCCAGGAAUGCUGCGGCAGCUGCGACAGUGGACCGCCCAGACCUGGUGAGGGCGUGGUCCGUCGCCGCCCUUGUGGCCGACUCGAGACUACCCGUGCCCUCUGACCCCAAUUGCGGAGUCCCCUGGUCCCAACACCCCUUCAGUCGCCACCUCAUCCACUCUCUGUUUGAGCACUACAGAGCCAUGCACGACGUGCAGACACUAGCAAUCCUCUCGUGCGUGUUCCAGAUCCACUGCAAUAACAUCUCCGAGGCCCUUCCAGGCUCCGCCUCCUCCAACCACACCCCUUCCAGCCACGCCUUCUCUCACUCGUUUGCUGCCACCCACUCGACAGUGGCCACACCCACAGCAGGGACGCCUCACUUGUCUUCCUCAUGGCAGGACAUCGGUAGCAAUUUCCCCAAUUCUAUUACCUUCACCGGUAAUGGAGGAGGAGGAGGAGGGGGACAGACAAUGGAGGACGAUGAAGAAGAUCAGCACCGUCAGAACUGUCUCCUGUUGGACCCGCUGCUAGUGAGGCAGGGAGACGAGUACCGCCGGUGCUACGCCAACAUCCUCUACCGCUGGCAGCUCCUGGAGAAGAGGGCAGAGGUGGUGAAACUCCAGAGCAUGCCCAGCAGGGACCACACCAAGAUUGGUUUCACAAACUAUUGUCGUGAGUGUGGGAAGCAGGUAAACGGACCAGUCUGUCGCAGCUCAAGGUGUUUCGCCUUUCACUGCAACAUCUGCAAUCUUUCUGUGAGAGGUAGCUCUAAUUUCUGCCUGGCCUGUGGUCACGGAGGACACACUGCUCACAUGCUGUGGUGGUUCGCCUCACACACUGUCUGUCCUGCUGGCUGUGGGUGCUUCUGUCUGGAGGCCAGUGGAUGGACCUAAUAAUAACAACUGCAAUUUUUAAACGUUUUUAUGUCAAUCUUUUUGUCGAUGGCACGCUAAUAAAGAACGAACGCAAUUGCGCAUGCGCAUACCGCACCCUGCACAAGCCGCUCGAUGAUCUAGGGAACGUCUAGACUUCGUUUUUGUACUUCUGCUGCGGGUUUCUUCUUCGUUCGUCGGUUGUAGGGUAAUACAAUGGAUGCCAGGUCGGCGGCACCAGAAGACGACUGGGUGUCUUCUCUGGAGGCGGCGCGUGUCACACACCACAGCGUGGAGCUGACGUGGAGAGCUCCGCAACACAGCCGCGAGGCGGGGGCCCACAGACCUGUGUACACAGUGCAGGAGGAAGAGGCGGGGAAAGGCAGAGGGUUUGCCAACAUUUACAGCGGCUACUCGAAGCACUGCCAGGCUACAGGACUCAGCUCUCUGACUACCUAUCACUACAGAAUCAGAACCAGCGUAGACUCGAAGCAUGGGCCAUGGAGUCAGCCAAUCGAGAUCACCACAACCAGACAGCCCAAGACUUCGGAGCACUUGCACAGGGCAAUCCAUAGGGAGAUACUGAACUCACACGAUCGAUUAUUGAGACAAGUCCUCAGUAUGUCGACACUCCAGAUAUCUAUGGACUGUCUCCAUUAAUGAAUGCUUGCAGACUUGGAAAUGCAAGCAUAGCUGAGCUGCUACUUGACUUGGGAGCCGACAAGGAAUACUGCAAUAAAGCAGGAAAGACCAGUCUAAUGGAGGCUACCUACAACGGUCAUCUGGAGUGUGUCAAGCUGCUGGCAAGUCGCGGGGCCAGUUGGAAGAAACGUGACCAGUCAGGGAUGUCAGCUUUGCACUGGGCAGUGGAUGGUGGGCAUGAGGGAGUGGUGUACUAUGCUCUGAACGAGGAGGGAGUCAAGGUUGAUGAUGUUGGAGAAGACACCAUAUCACAGCUUACACCACUGCUCAAGGCUGCUUCAGCCAGUGGGAAUGCAGCGGUGGCACGGGUCCUGAUAGACCACGGUGCUGACGUCAACCGACCGAGCUCUGCAGGCCAGACUCCGCUCAUCCUGGCUGCAGUAGGCGGACACGAGGGACUCGCCAGAGUGCUCCUGGAGGCCGGAGCUGAUCCCGAGAGCUGUCAACAACCACGGUCAGACCUCUCUCGACAUUGCCAGGGCCCUAGAGAAGACUGCUGUGGUGAAGGUAUUGGAGGAGUACCAGGUACAGCACGGACAUGGAGCUCAUCACUAAACCAACCCCAUCUCUGUUUGUUCAUAUGUAUGACGACAUAGCACUGAGAACAGCUUUUCGUAGCUCAGUGUGCUUGACCUGUGUGCGACGCAUGCGCACUAAAGGCUUUGGCGAGCCCCCCACCCUAAAACUUCCCCGGCCGGCCGCCUGGGGUUGACUUGUCUGGUAAACUCUCUAGGGUAAACCCCGACCAGAUCCAGACUCCUCUGGACAGAAGACCACCCCAAGAUGAGCGCGAUGACUUCGAAGGGGUUCCCUGCUGAACAUCACAGCGGUCAAGGCCGUCCAUCAAGCGAGCACACUUGUUCCGUGUGCCUGGAGUUGUUUACCGAGCCAAAAGUCCUGCCGUGUUGCCACACCUUCUGUCUCGAGUGUCUGAACAAAACUGCUAGAGGUGGAGAUCAGGUCACUUGUCCAAAAUGCCGUAAAGAACAUCAAAUUCCGGCUGGUGGGAUGGAUGGGCUGCUAACUGAUUUCAUAGCGACACAUGAAGUCGAAGCUGCGAGGCUGUCAAAAAAUACCGAAACGCAAGUUUGCGGUGAGUGUGGGCAGUCUUGUACCAUAUCGCAUUUUUGUAUCAAUUGUCAAAAAUAUCUUUGCCGUGUGUGUGGGCUGGAGCUCCAUAAAAGGCUAAAAAUCUAUGAGGGGCAUAAAGUUUGUCCUAUCGCUGAGGUCGAUGCAGCUACAUUGCAGUCGUGCAAGGUUCAUUACUGUGCCCAGCACAAAGGGGAAGUUCUCAAGCUAUACUGCGAGGACUGCAAAAAGCUAAUCUGUCGUGACUGCACCCUAGUAGAGCAUCGCCAGCAUAACUUCAAGUUUGCCGAGGAAGCUCGUGAAAAUGUCGGGAAAGUAAUGAAGUCCUUAAAAUCCAACGUUGAAAAAAAGUUUACUGUUUUGAAGCAUAAUCUUCAGGGGAUUAAGACAGUCGAAGCAGCCGCAGUCGCUCAUCCCCAAACCUUGAAAGCCAAUAUAAAUUCAUUUUUCGAUAAUCUUGUUCGCUCAAUCGAAGCGCGACGUAAUGCUCUUCUGCAAGAAGCUGAAGGGGUUUGUCAGAAAGACCUGAAGCAGAUCUGGGCAGACAAGGAGUUUCACGAAGUGGGCAUUGGGCAUAUCUCCGCAGUUUUUAGUCUAGUUGACAAAGCUCUCACGUGUACCAAUGACAGUGAGAUGAUUCUUACCGC
This is a messenger RNA of Geodia barretti, 5425 nucleotides long. Lineage: Eukaryota; Metazoa; Porifera; Demospongiae; Tetractinellida; Geodiidae. The record is from the annotation of a GenBank genome assembly.